Coccinella septempunctata (seven-spotted ladybird) is the source of this 3370-nucleotide messenger RNA. It is a transcript of the gene BicC, whose product is annotated as protein bicaudal C. Gene Ontology annotation, cellular component: cytoplasm. Gene Ontology annotation, molecular function: protein binding; RNA binding. The transcript has 10 exons. Bases 168 to 2558 code for a protein of 796 amino acids. Lineage: Eukaryota; Metazoa; Arthropoda; Insecta; Coleoptera; Coccinellidae. The record is from RefSeq and is a predicted model, not a curated record.
AACGAAAAAUCAUCAGUCGCGUUGAUAUACAGAUGGAGUCAACAAUAAAAAUAAUUAAUCUCGAUUGAUCCAUUCACAACAAAAAAACGCGCUGAAAAUCUUCCAACAAAAGGCUCCAUAUAUAGUAGAUUUUUCUCAAUUCUCAAAAAAAUUACAUAAAAUUCACGAUGUCGUGUAACUUGAUGACCUCUAGGGCGUCAGUGGAUGUUAAAAAUUCCGAUACCCAGUCCGAGGUUUCAGAAAGCGGGACUUGUACUUCAGGAUGGAAUUCAAACUGGGACUCUAGGGAGGAACUUCAAGAUUUCGUCAUUAAAAUUGGACUAAACGACGUGUCAGACUUGUAUCAGGACAGAUUCAAAGUCGACAGAAAAAAAUUGGAACAAAUGCUAAGCGGCGACAAUGAGGCCCUCAUUCCAGCAGAUGUAUUUUUCGAGAAGGUGAUGGAAGAUACAGACACUUUCAUAAGGUGGCCGAAUAAAUUGAAGAUAGGGGCGAAAUCUAAGAAGGAUCCCCAUGUUAGAAUAGCAGGACGCCCGGACGAUGUUGCAGCUGCUAAAGAGAGAAUAAUGACAAUUCUGGAUACGAGGUGUAAUCGCAUCACUAUGAAAAUGGAUGUGAGCUACACCGACCAUUCACACAUAAUUGGUAAGGGAGGUUACACAAUCAAACGAGUGAUGGAGGAGACCCAAUGCCACGUGCAUUUUCCUGACUCUAACCGAUCUAACCCAACCGAGAAGAGUAACCAAGUGUCAAUUUCUGGGGACAUCGAAGGAGCUGAGAGUGCCAGAAGUCGCGUGAGGGAAUUGAUACCGUUGAUCUUCGGAUUCGAGCUGCCAAUCAUGUCCCAAAAUUUCGACUCGAACUGUCCUUACGUAAUGAAAAUUCAAGAUCAGUAUAAGGUACAAGUUAUCUUUAAGACCAGACCAAAGUUGCAUGCAAGUUUGGUUUUAGUGAAAGGCGUAGAAUGGGAAGUGGAUCAAGUCAAGCAGGCUACGCUGUUGCUGAUGGACUUCAUGUGCGAAAAAUUGGCGAGCCAAACGCCCGUUCAGAUGUCGAUGGAAAUAUCUCCCCAUCACCAUCAGACUGUCCUGGGGAAGAACCACUCGAAUCUCAAGGCCAUUAUGCAGUACACCAACUGCCAGAUCAUGUUCCCCGACGCGCAGGACCCGAACAUACCGAGCUUGAAGAAAAGUAACGUCAGCAUAUCGGGAAACAUCCACCAGGUGUACCAGGCCAGGCAACUCUUGAUGGGGAGCCUGCCGCUCUUGGUCAUCUUCGAUCUGCCCGAAGAUACGACCAAUCUGAGGAUCAAACCGGAGCAGAUCAUGGAAAUUCAGAAUCAGUGCGACGUGGUCAUCAAUAUCAGAGGGAAGGCGAAGCAAACGACCAAGGCGUGCGUGAUCAAAGGGAUAGAAAAACAUGUUUUGAACAUCUACAAGGCCAGAAAUCUGAUACUGAACAUCGACGAGCCCCCCAUCAAAGCAGACAUACCAUCUUCGUACCAUCUCCCCUCAACUGGCCAGAACCAGUUCCCGAGCACCGACUUGCUUCCUACUCCCACCUCAAUGAACCACUCCCCCAUAUCGCCGCUUCUGAGCCCCCUGGUGACCCCCACAUGGCAAUACCCCAACAUGCCGGGUACACCCAACGCUUCUUUCGUUGGCAUGACGCAGCAGCCCCAGUUCUACUACAACAUGAUGCAGCAAUCGAUGGGCAGCAGCGGUUACAGUUCUAUGCUCACCCAGUCCAUGCACGACCAAUCGGCGCCAUCUAGGGACAAUCAGAAUUAUUCUGGCUCGAGCUUGCUCUCGAACUCCUUCCACAGCCCGAACGGCAAACCGGCAUCGCCAACUGGAUUCAGGAGCGGGAACGACUGUUUGUCCAACAAAUCAGGUAUUUCCUCCGUACAUUCUGAGCUGAGCGAUAACUACCACUGCAGUCCUGAGAAAAAACAAAGCUGGGACUAUUCUCUAACACCGAACGACUAUGAGAAUAAAAGGAUUGCCGCGCUGCGUGCUAUGCAACAGAAACCUUCUCCAGGGAUGGUUAGAACGCCCACGAACGCUUGGUCGGGAUACGGAGUGAGCCAUACUAGUCCAGCGGGUUUCUUGUCGGCUGAGAAGGCUAGGAUAAAAAAGGAGGAAGAAAUAUGGAAAAGUUCAGCAAAAUACGACAACUAUUCCGACAACUUCAACAUGCCUUCAACCUCUGGUGCGAACCUGAACACUAGCAACAUCUUGGACCACACUCCAGCCCGCCUAGUGAGCCGGGUCACCUCUUCAAACUGGACCGACGUAGCCUCAAUUCUGACUUCCAUUGGUCUAGAUGACAGAUACGUGAACCUGUUGAACAGUCACGAGAUCGAUUUGACCACAUUUGCGACCCUGAACGACGAGGACUUGGCGAAAAUUGGCGUCAGGGCUUUCGGGGCAAGGAAGAAGAUGCUUUUGGCAAUUGCUGAACUCAACAAGAGAUCAUGUCCAUUUUCGGCUGCUCCUGGUGCAGAAAGAAAAAGUUCCUCAAUUUCCCCAGUUAGCCCUCGUGAAAGCAACUGGUAACGAAAGACCUGCUCGAUUCGAAACAAAUGGCUUAAUAUUUCUACUUUAUUUUCGUAUUGAACAUUUGUAUCCAUGAUAAUCUUGUACUUUUUAAUAUUGCGUAGAUACCCGUCUCUUUUUUUUUUUGACUGUAGCGUCUUAUUUAUUAUAUUUUCCGUGUUUUUUUUUGGCAAUAUAAACUUCUUAUUUUUUAUUAUUUGAAAAGCAUUGCAGCAUUUCGUUCAGUAAAGUUUGCUCCUUCAUCCUAGAGUGAUUAAAAAAAUGCCAGAUGGAAAAAUAGAGCCCGCUCCCAUAAAUCGCCAGGUUUUUCGUUAUUCAAAAUAUCAAAAAUUGACUUUGAUAAUUUUGAAUCAAUGACAGAACCUUCUUAAUUCAGGUUCCGAAAUUUUAUUUAUUUCAUUGUGAUUUUGUUUUACAACAAAUGUGAUAUUUUAUUUUCGUAAGUCUGUAUUUUUCCCGUUGUCCAUCUAUAUAUUUAUUUAUUGCUACAUUGUUAUUAUUAUUUAUGAGUUUAUAUUUCAGCUAAUAUACUUAGGUAUUAUUUUAAGUAUGGAUAUUGUAAACAAAAGUUUCGAUUUAUUACAGUUUAAAUUUUGAUAAUUAUUGAUAUUGAUAUACUUUUAUAGAUUUAAUUAAUUGAAACUUUUGUACCUUUCUUAUAUUGUAAAUUAUUUAAGGGUAGUUUAGGUUAUUGAAUGAAUAUUUGAAAAUAAAAUUUAUAUAUGAAUGAGAAUUGUAUUUUCCAUGAGAUAUAUUUAUUAUGAAAUUUUUGUAAACGACAAAACGAACGUAAAAUAGAAACUUACAUUAUA